This is a messenger RNA of Monoraphidium neglectum, 900 nucleotides long. RefSeq lists its product as hypothetical. Gene Ontology annotation, molecular function: zinc ion binding. The record is from RefSeq and is a predicted model, not a curated record. The coding region runs from base 1 to 900 and encodes 299 amino acids. The transcript has a single exon. NCBI's taxonomy places the organism in Eukaryota, Viridiplantae, Chlorophyta, Chlorophyceae, Sphaeropleales, Selenastraceae.
AUGGGUGGCAGCCCAGCAGUGUUGCUGCAGUUGGCGGCUUCGGGCGGGGGCGGCGUCUUUGGCGGUGCGCUGGGCAGCCUCGUUGCUGAGUCACUGGGCAGCCGGCGGCCCUCCUUCCUGUGCCUCGACACCGGGACUGCGGGGGGCCGCGCCAUACAACACAGCCGCGCCCCCAGCUUUGCUGCCAGCAGCGCGGGCUCGUCUCAGGUGUGCCUCAUCUGCCUGGACGCGCUGGCCCCUGAGGACUUCGACAGUGGGGAGGCCCUCGCCCAGGCGUGCGCCUGCAAGGGCGACGUGGCGCUGCGCCACAAACGCUGCGCCGUGCAGUGGAGCCUGGUCAAGCGCUCCACCGUGUGUGACGUCUGCCGCCGCCCCAUCACCAACCUGCCCGACCUGCCGCCGCCCGAGCCCCCCGCCGCUGGCGCCGACGGCGAGGUGUGGGACCCCCUGGCCCUGGGCCAGCCCCUGGGCCUGGGGGACUACCUCGUGGACUGCGUGCGCGUGGCGUGGAUGGCGCUAGUUGUGGGCAUACUGGUGUUUGACAUGUCGGUGUCGCGCGCGGCCGUAACAGGCGCUGUCAUCGGCGUCGUCCUCACCGCCGCCGCACAUGCCCUCGUUCUGGCGCAGCGCAGCGCCGCGGCCGUGCGCACGUUCGCUGCGGCGCUGCGCGAGCGCGCCUGGGUUCAGGGGCAGCAUCAGCAGCUUGCAGCAGCUGUGGCUGUGGCGGCGGAGGCAUGGGAGCUGCCAGAGGGCGAGGUGGGCCGGGCGGCAGGGGGGGAUGGGGUGGACAGCGGCAGUGGCGCCCUCCAGGAAGGCAGGGCCCCAGCACGCCCCGGUCAUACCCGUGCCCCCUCCUCGACUGUCCUUCUCAUCCGCGAGGAAGAGGGCGAGGCAGCCUGA